UCUUUGCCAUCAGCCUCGACGUUCUCCGUGACGUCCUCCUCCUUGUCAAGGAUGCUACUCGUCAGUUUGUAGACCGGUCGUUGCGUCUUACUGUCAAGAUCGCUGAUCUUGACGAGGACAAAUUUGCGACGUUUUGCCAGACGUUGAGCCUCCUCUAGCACGGUCACCGUCAUCCUGUCGUCCGGUGACAGCAACGUGAUCUUCGGUACCGGCACCGUCUUCGGUCUUUGCUUCUUCUCAGUCACAACGCCGCCGACAUCGUCGAAUACAGACUUAUUGCUAAAUGUUCGAGAUACGUUCCGUAAGUCACUUGUCACGCAACACUGAUUGAAAUCCCAGGCGCGGUAUACGGCGUCUCGUAAAGCCAUCAGUAACCUGGAGGCAGCCAUACCUCGGCAGUCUUGGUUUUUCGUUCUGCUAGCGAACGUAACCUAUAAUUGUUCGCGCCUAACCUCACUUAUACGCGGAUUCACACGUGUUUGACAGAUGUCAUAUGGUUCAUUAUUUCACUCAAUUUAAAAACAAGAAUAAAAUAUUAUCAUCAUGAUAUAUUCUUACCUUCGAACGUUUAUUUACUAAAGUAUUAUCUUACUAAUAUUAUACUGUUGCAAAGUAUAUUGAGAUCAGUGAUGAGUUAAGCAACAUGUUCACCGAGAGUAAAAAUAUUAAGAAAGAAAUGCAGAUAAAUCAGGAUGAAGAAGUCUCCUUCAAUGUUUCAAGAGAUGGUGUAAUCUUGAAAACCUUUCUAUUAAUUACUUGCAUCAAGAUCCUUCUAAUUCCUACUUAUCAUUCCACCGAUUUUGAAGUACAUCGCAACUGGCUGGCCAUUACAUACAAUCUACCUGUUAAAGAAUGGUAUACGAAUACACAAUCUCCAUGGACUCUAGAUUAUCCACCCUUAUUUGCAUGGUUUGAGUACUGUCUCAGUCAAGUGGCUGUAUUUUUCGAUCCAGAGAUGGUCAAGCUAGAGAAUUUAAAUUAUGCAUCACCGGCUACUGUGUAUUUCCAAAGAGCAACUGUCAUAUUUGCGGAUCUUAUGCUUGCAUAUGGAGUGAGAGAAAUAAGUGGAACAUUCUGUAAAUCUUUGAAUGGCCAUGUAAUUUUUGUAUUUCUAUCGCUAUGUAACAUGGGACUGCUGAUAGUCGACCAUAUACAUUUUCAAUACAAUGGCUUUCUACUUGGAAUUUUGUUGAUAUCGAUGUCAAAAGUUUCAAAAAUUGGAAAAGAGAUGUCGGUGUUGCAAGGUGCUAUAUGGUUUGCUAUUUUACUCAAUUUAAAACAUUUAUAUAUGUACAUAGCACCAGCAUAUAUUGUCUGGCUACUAAAAUCAUAUUGUCUCAAUAGUGGCAAAUUCUUUAAGCGAUUAUUUAUACUUGGAAUUAUUGUACUGACUGUUUUAACAGUGUCUUUUGGUCCUUUUAUAACUCAAUUGGCACAGGUAAUUUCACGUUUAUUUCCGUUUAAAAGGGGAUUGGUGCAUUCGUAUUGGGCUGCAAAUGGUUGGGCUUUAUAUAUUGGUGCGGAAAAAAUACUGUCUGUGAUAUGGAAACGUUUAGGAUGGUUAAAAGAUACUAAAUCUGCAGUAAUGACAGGUGGUUUAGUGCAAGAGCAGAAUUUCCUUAUAUUACCUACGCCAACUCCUAUUGUCACGUUUCUUUUGACUUUUUUGGCAAUACUUCCUGCAUUAUGGUGCCUGCUUUGUAAAAAGUCCUACAUGAAUUCGAAAUAUUUCAUUAGAUGUACUGUAUUAUGUGCUUUAAGUUCAUUCAUGUUUGGUUGGCAUGUACAUGAAAAAGCCAUAUUAACUGCAAUUAUACCUUUAUGUGUCCUGGCAGCAACAAACAAGAAAGAUGCCCGGAUAUUCAUAAUUCUGAGCAGUGCUGGAUAUACUGCUCUUUUGCCAUUGUUAUAUCCUAAUAACUUAUUUUCAUUAAAAUUACUGUUAUUACUGAUACAUAUGUUCUCAUCGAUUUUAGGCUUAACUAAUCAACACGUUAAACCUCUAUUGCGAUUACAUGAAUGGUUAUACGUAAUACCAUUGCCAUUAAUUACAUUUUAUGAAGUGGCACUGCAUAAAUUAUUAUUCGGCGAUAGAUUACCAUUCUUACCGUUAGCAUUUACUUCUAUAUACUGUGCUAUUGGUACGACUUAUUGCUGGAUAUUAUAUUAUUAUAUAUAUUUACAAAACAAUACUUAUGCUGAUAAGAAAACAGCAAAAAGCAAAUUGAAAGGCCAAAUAUUAAAAGAUAAACAAUCUUAGGAGAUAUAAUUACUAAUAAUUUGUGUGAAAAAUUCGUGAGAAAACAUAUCAAUGUAAUAAUGUAAAUAUUGCAAACAUUUUCAA
Nylanderia fulva is the source of this 2344-nucleotide messenger RNA. It is a transcript of the gene xit, whose product is annotated as ALG6/ALG8 family glucosyltransferase xit. The record is from RefSeq and is a predicted model, not a curated record. Gene Ontology annotation, biological process: protein N-linked glycosylation; dolichol-linked oligosaccharide biosynthetic process. Lineage: Eukaryota; Metazoa; Arthropoda; Insecta; Hymenoptera; Formicidae. Gene Ontology annotation, cellular component: endoplasmic reticulum membrane. Gene Ontology annotation, molecular function: dolichyl pyrophosphate Glc1Man9GlcNAc2 alpha-1,3-glucosyltransferase activity.